Molecule: messenger RNA, 1240 nt
Organism: Podarcis raffonei (Aeolian wall lizard)
Lineage: Eukaryota; Metazoa; Chordata; Lepidosauria; Squamata; Lacertidae
Product: prorelaxin H2-like
Exons: 2
Coding region: 86-898 (270 amino acids)
Cellular component (GO): extracellular region
Molecular function (GO): hormone activity
Source: RefSeq, a predicted model, not a curated record
CUUCCUAAAGCCUAGUGGCCAUCUGGCAGGGGCUUCUCUCUAGGAAAUUAAUAAAGGGAGGUGGGCGAGGAAGCAGAGGACGGAAAUGAGAAGUGUGGAAAGUCGUCUGCGUGUGGAUGAGUCAGAGGCGGAGGGUCUCCUCUCGCUCUAUAAAGCGCGCGCGGCGAAGGUUGCGGCUCAGCGCUCCAGCCGCCAGUCCUUCGCGCUCGACGGCGCGUCUCUGCAGGACUCCGAGCCGACGGAAGGGCGGGACAAGGCGGCGGCCAAAGGCAGGCGAGGGCGCGCGUUCGCCAUGAGGCUCCGCGGGCUGCUGCCGGUUUUGCUGCUGCUGACGACGACCGAGCUGACCUUCCGGAGCUCCCCGGCGGCCGGAGCCUCGGCAUCCCCCCAAGACGGCGAGUACGCCGUGAAGCUGUGCGGACGAGAGUUAAUCCGCGCCGUCAUCUUCACCUGCGGAGGGUCGCGCUGGAGGAGGGUCGCUGAGCGGACCACGGAGCAGGCACCACUAGACGCCGCCAGGGCGCGCGCUGAGUUUCUUCAAACUAGCACGGACAAAGGACUGGAUAAUGUUAACUUGCAGUCUGUCUUGGAUCCUGAACUGGAGCAACUGCAAAGCAUCAGUCAACAAGCUGGAAAGCCGUCGCUGAAAGACUUUUUAAAUUUAUAUGAUUAUUUUAAUGAAUAUGUUCCUACUUCCAGUGAAUACAAUGAAUACAUCCGUCACUUGGGAGAUGCAGCCCAAGAAAGGAGAAGCGAAACUGGGUUUGCCAAUUCCAUCAGCUCAUAUAACUUUCCUUUGGUCAAACAGCCUAGAAUAAAGCGUGCAACCCCUGUGGGGAUGGCCGGACUGUGCUGUAAUUGGGGAUGUACCAAAACUGAGAUUAGUAGAUUGUGUUAAGAAUACCUUUAUAUAUGCACAUCCAAUUUUUCAGGAACACCCAAAACUCAGUGUUGUUUGCAGUGCUUUUUAACUGAAUACUACCUGUACGAAAAAGAAGAUUGCUGAUUUGUAAUCUAUUUUGUCUCCAAAUUAUUGAUGGUGUCCUGGUUUCCUGUAAAAAAUACAAACCACAUGAAUUGCUAUUAUAAUUAUGUUUUGCACUAAAUGUAUUUGCAUUUUGUUAUGUGUUCAUUUUCCUACUCCAAUUCUUCUAAAAUUAUGCUGAUUUCUGUGCCACAUUCGCCACACUGAAGAGAGAAACCCAACCUUUAAUUAAAGUGUUAUAUAGUCUACAUUCAA